AUGACAGCAGCAGUGGCAGCGAUUCAGCGACUCUCCAAGGAGAAGAAGAAGCUCGACGAAACGCGCGUGUGUGACUUCUACGCCGCGCCGCUCGAUGACAACAUCUUCGAGUGGCACUUCACGCUGCAAGGUCCUGCCGAGUCGCCGUACGCCGGCGGCCUCUACCACGGAUCGCUGCAGUUCCCGCGCACCUACCCCUUUGCACCACCGGAUAUCGUCUUCCUCACGACGAGCGGCCGCUUUGAAGUGGGCACGCGUAUCUGCUCGUCCAUCAGCAGCUACCACCCCGAGCUCUGGCAGCCGACGUACGAUAUUGCGAUGGUGCUGGUCGCGCUACGCGCGUUCAUGGCGCAGGACGAGGAACUCGGUAUCGGCUCGCUGAUGCGGCGCUACGUGGCGCCGGAGGAGAAGCGGCGCAUGGCGGCGGAAAGUCACCGUUUCUCCUGCGCGGCGUGCGGCAUGCACAGCGCCCACGACGUGUGGCUGACGCAGAUGCAGGGCCACCCGCCGGUAUCGGCG
This is a messenger RNA of Trypanosoma grayi, 519 nucleotides long. RefSeq names its product putative ubiquitin-conjugating enzyme. The record is from RefSeq and is a predicted model, not a curated record. The annotation marks the transcript as partial. Lineage: Eukaryota; Euglenozoa; Kinetoplastea; Trypanosomatida; Trypanosomatidae. The transcript has a single exon.